AACAGGAUAUAAUAUUCACGUUAUAGUUAUACCAGGCGAUAUGGAGGAGAAAUAGGUCUAAUACCACUAGCUGAUCCAGUGAUUUACUUUGGGUGAAGGGGCAGGAUGAGGGUAAAGCAAAAUGUAUGUCUGUGUGUGUGUGUGCGUGUGUGUGUGUGUGUUUGUGUCGCUAAUUCGCUCGGCGAAUAUAAAACAUCAGACAAGGACAAUAUGCCACCUGAUAAAUUAUAGUCUGUCCAUCUGAGGAAUGAAAUAACAAGAGGUACGUGCCCCCCUCCUCUCCUUCGCCGUCGGACCCUCCUUUGUCAGUUAUUACAAUGCAAAGCCAAGUUGAAUAUUUACCUCGGCCCUAUUAGGCCCACCGUUAAGUACUAUAUAGCUAGUAGGUCACCGUAGUAUGUGUAGCGAUGCAACAAAAACACCUGCAUAUCCAAAUGACAAGUUCAUCAUGGUGUUAAUCCUGGUUCAGGUGAAACUACAGAUUGGCAACUUGAUAGUCUGGCUAUUUGGUGGGAGAGUCUCUUUCAAGUAACUCUACAGCAGGGGACCAGCUUGUGAAAGGGAGUAAAAGCCCUGUUGCGCAUUGUUCAUGUUAAGCUGGACGGCCCAGUUAAGUAUCACGAUAGUAGACUGAAUAAUUGGUGUGGGUCUUGUGCCGUCUUUGAUUGACAUCAAGUUUCAACAGUGGCAAUGGCCUACCGACGGUUUGAAGGUGUUGAUCAAACCGCAAAAUACGCAAGAUAUAGGCCUAUGUGGCCGAGCCAUGUUGCUGAACGAGUACUGAGUUACCUAGAGGAAAAGCUCCCCGCUCCUCACGACCGAGCAGUGGACGUUGGUUGCGGUUCAGGACAGUUCACACAACUCCUGGCCCCUCACUUUAACCACGUGACCGGAAUUGACGUCAGUGACAACCAGAUUCAUGAGGCGCGAAAAAUGAAUCCUUACGAAAACAUACAAUUUAAAACCAGCCCGGCUGAGAACCUGCCUGUAGAUAGCCAAUCUGUGGACAUAGUGACUGGUGCUAACGCCGCCCACUGGUUUGACUUGGACAGAUUUUUUGCUGAGGCUGACAGGGUUCUCAAACCGAACGGUUGUAUUGCACUGGUGGCGUUUACAAUUCAUGACAUCACGGUGGAUGCGAAUUCCAAUGGUGCAUUGCUUACACAGCUCGUGCGAGAUUUCAAAAACACUUUGUUCGAUGCAAAUUGCUGGGCUAAACGGAAUAGUGGGCAGUGGGAGACAUUAAAAGACGUUUAUGUGCCAUUUGCAGACAUCCUAAGGGACAAUUCUCUUACCCUUGAGUAUGAAACAACUCUGGCAGACUUCCUUGGAUACCUGAGUACAUGGAGUGGUUAUGUGACAUAUGAAGAGAAAUAUCCAAGCGGCACUUUACUGAAAACUUUGGAGAACAACAUGCUGAAAGCGCUAGAUACUACCUCACCUGAGACAAAAGUGCACAUCAAGCGCCCAUUGUACAUGUUACUGGCGCGAAAGCCAGGACCUUGACCUUGACCUUGACCCUUAGUAAAUACAUGUAGGGGAGAAAAGAAAGAAACUAACCAACGUUGUAAAAACUGCAAGCAAGAUUAUCGGACAGGAUCUACCCAAGCUGGAUGAUAUUU
Messenger RNA from Lingula anatina, 1622 nucleotides. Its product is annotated as putative methyltransferase DDB_G0268948. Gene Ontology annotation, molecular function: S-adenosylmethionine-dependent methyltransferase activity. The record is from RefSeq and is a predicted model, not a curated record. Lineage: Eukaryota; Metazoa; Brachiopoda; Lingulata; Lingulida; Lingulidae.